AAUAUGGAAGAGAAAGAUAUUUUUAAUGUUUUAUAAAUUAGUAUAGUAUAUAUGUACUGUGAUUAUACUGUACAUUAUGUUUAUUUAUGUUGUGCUCAUUUAAAUCUAAAACGAAUUAUGUAUUUAAGCAUUAAGUGAAAGUUACAAUGAUAGUAAAACAUAACUCAAAGUAAAAAGUUAUUAAUAAAGUAGUUAUUUAUCUAACAUAACUAUCAAUAUAAUGGCUGAAGUAGUUCUGAACGUACUGCCCACUAUCAAUAACGAUAUCUCAAAUAGUGCUAUAGAAUCGAAUACUCCAAACUUAUCAGAAAGUAGUCCAAACUCUGAACAUAUUUUGAGUCAAGAACAGUUAAUAGUAACACAGCCUCUCAGUAGUAACCAUGAAAUACCUGACGAUCCAGAAGCAGAAGAAAAUAGACGGCGAAAUGAUGACUGUUGUUGCGCUCCAUAUGAAAUUGAUGAAUAUGACAUAUAUUUCUUGUGCCGCUGCAUAGCAUGGUGUUGUGUUCGAAUUGGAGAAUGUACGGAGGCUUGCUUUGACGGAUGUGGAGAAUGUAUAACAUCUUGUUGUGAGUCUAAUGGAGAUGUCAAUAGUGGUGACGCAGACUGCUGUAGCAAUGCGGAUGGGUGUGAUUGUGAUUGCAGUUGCUUUGAUUGAAAGUGAAAAUCAGUGUUUUUGAGGAAUGUGGCCAUUUACUUAGUAUUUUAUGGUAUUUAAUGUAUUGCUUGUUGUAUACUUUAUGUUAUUCUUAACUAAGGUGCUUAAAGGAUUUUAGUUUAAGUUUUCCUGUUUACAAUGUAAUAGUAUCUGCAGUAGAUUAGGUAAUUAUUUAUACAACUCUUUUAAUCUAAUGAUAUAUUUUUAUAUGUAUGUUGUAUGUUGAAUAUAGAAAUGUGUAAUACUCACCAUUUACUUGUAUCUUACUAUAUGUGUAAGAAUUAAAGGAUAAUAUGCAUAAUUAUGAUUAUAAAAAUUGUUUAGUGUCUUAAGUUCAAAA
Colias croceus (clouded yellow) is the source of this 998-nucleotide messenger RNA. RefSeq lists its product as uncharacterized. The transcript is spliced from 2 exons. Bases 221 to 658 code for a protein of 145 amino acids. The record is from RefSeq and is a predicted model, not a curated record. NCBI's taxonomy places the organism in Eukaryota, Metazoa, Arthropoda, Insecta, Lepidoptera, Pieridae.